Nematolebias whitei (Rio pearlfish) is the source of this 1448-nucleotide messenger RNA. RefSeq names its product autophagy related 4C, cysteine peptidase (gene atg4c). Gene Ontology annotation, molecular function: protein-phosphatidylethanolamide deconjugating activity. Lineage: Eukaryota; Metazoa; Chordata; Actinopteri; Cyprinodontiformes; Rivulidae. The record is from RefSeq and is a predicted model, not a curated record. The coding region runs from base 31 to 1428 and encodes 465 amino acids. The transcript is spliced from 10 exons.
GGGAAUGGGUUCUUUCCAUCGCUGUUUCAAAUGGAGAAUCAAGGGAGCGACGAGGUGGAAAAACUGAAGACAAAGUUCAUGUCAGUGUGGAACAAUGUGAAGUACAGUUGGGUUCUCAAAUUCAAGACUUCAUUCAGUAGAAAUUCCCCUGUGUUUCUUCUGGGGAAGUGCUACCAUUUUAAGGCUGAAGACGAUGACUGUCUAACUGAAGCCUGCUCUGAAGCCUCCGAUGAGGACUUUGCCAUGGGAAACGUGGAAGCUUUCCGAAAGGAUUUUGCUUCCCGUGUGUGGCUGACAUACCGGGAAGAGUUUCCUCCACUGCCGGGAAGCACCCUGAUCUCUGACUGUGGCUGGGGCUGCAUGCUAAGAGCUGGACAAAUGAUGCUGGCUCAAGCUCUUGUUCUGCACUUCUUGGGCAGAGACUGGACCUGGCCAGAAGCGCUCACACUCCAGCCUUUGGACACAGAGACACGGACCACAACUGCAGCAAAGCGUCUCGUUGCUUCACUGGAGGCUUCCCUGCAAGGUUCCCCCAGGUCCUCUGAUAGUGAACCACCUCCUGCACCUCACGUCCAAGCCCAGGGAUCGGCAGAGGAGGCAGAAGCUCAUUUGAAGGAAAUGUACCACUGCACCCUGGUGUCCUGGUUUGGGGACAUGACCUCAGCUCCACUAGGCCUACACAGACUCGUCUACUUAGGACUGACACUGGGAAAACAGGCAGGUGACUGGUAUGGUCCAGCUGUGGUAGCACACAUCCUCAAGAAAGCUGUCAAAGAAGCGAAGGAGCCUGGCUUGAGGGGUAUAACUGCCUACGUCUCUCAGGACUGCACAGUGUACAGUGGCGACGUUGUGGACUGCCACAAGGCUCCCACAGCAGGAGACACCCCUACUCUAACGCUGAACGGCCACCGAGCUGUCAUCAUCCUCAUCCCUGUGAGGCUGGGAGGAGAGAAGACAAACCCCGAGUAUUUUGACUUUGCAAAGAGCAUACUGAGUCUAGAGUACUGCAUAGGCAUCAUCGGAGGAAAGCCCAAACAGGCCUGCUACUUUGUGGGAUUUCAAGAUGACAGCUUGAUUUACAUGGACCCUCAUUACUGUCAGUCUUUUGUGGAUAUCAGCACCAGCGAUUUCCCCCUCCAGUCAUAUCAUUGCCCAUCACCAAAGAAGAUGCCUUUCAGCCAAAUGGACCCAAGCUGCACUAUUGGCUUUUAUUCCAGGAGUAUUGAAGAUUACGAGAAAAUCAGGGAAGAGCUGUCCAAGUUGCUGCAGCCGUCCACAAAGGAGAAGUACCCGGCGUUCACUUUCAUGCAAGGUCACAGCAGAGAUUAUGACCUGUCGGCAGGCCUCAACCCAGAGAAGCUAGAGUGGCCGUUUCUUCGAGGCGCUCAGAGAACAGUAACCACUUCUGGGGACUUUGUGCUGCUUUGACAGCUCAGUUUAUUAUAAGU